GGCGGUGGCAGCGAUUACGCUGCUCGGGCUCACCUGCGGACGCGAGUCCCGCGUCCGAGGGAAGCACGCGGGUGUCUGGCCGGCCGCCCCUCCGGCCGCGGACCCGACGCCCCAGUGCGGCCCGGUCUUUCCCACGGCCUCCCGAGAUUUAUGGAGCCGCCGUGACCACGCGCACCCCUGGUAGCUGUGGUGUAGCCCCCAGCCGACCCUCCGGCCGCCUUUCCGAACAGAUGGGGAAACUGCGGAGGACUGGAAAUACGCACUUGGGGCAGGCUUCCUCUUCCACCCGGGCGCCCGGGACGUUUCCUGGUCCCAGCUCUUGCACAGUCAAGAAGUAAUCUAGCAAGAAAUAUCAGCCCUGGGAGCCAAGGGAGGGAGAAUCACUGUCUCCAACUCCUACCCAGGAACGCACCAUUAAAAUCUCAACUAUAGGAACCCUUUAUCCCACGAGAGGGUUAAGUCCAGGCCACAGGCACGAAUAAGGUGUCUAUUCUGAAGGGAAGAAUUCUGUAAGGAUGGACCCACACCAGCAGGUUGCCAGCUUACGGAAUGGGAGUACAUUACAGGUUUCUGAGCGCGAGAAAACCUCUCAGUACGUGAACCAGGUUCAAAGGCGGGAGGACAGGCCCACGGAAGGGAGACGGUAUACCUGUAGUGAAUGCGGGAAGAAGUUUGCCCAGAGCUCGGGCCUCGUUCGACAUCGGAGAAUCCACACUGGCGAGAAGCCCUACGAGUGUGGUCACUGCGGAAAAGCCUUCAGCGUGCGCUCCACCCUCACUGUGCAUGAGAGAAUCCACACUGGCGAGAAGCCCUAUACCUGUAAUGAGUGUAGGAAAGGCUUCAGUGUGAGGGCACACCUGAUCAUACAUCAGAGAAUCCACAAUGGGGAGAAGCCGUAUGAAUGUAAUGAGUGUGGCAAAGCAUUUAGUGUGAGCUCAGACCUUAUCAAACAUCAGAGAAUCCACUCUGGUGAAAAGCCCUAUGAGUGUGACGAGUGUGGGAAAGCCUUCAGCGUGAGCUCCGCCCUCAUCAAACAUCAGAGAAUCCACACAGGAGAGAAGCCGUAUGAGUGCAAGGAGUGUGGGAAGGCCUUCUAUGUGAACUCCGCCCUAAUUAACCACCAGAGGAUUCACUCUGGAGAAAAGCCGUACGCGUGUGGAGAAUGCAGGAAAGCCUUCAGCCAGAUCUCAACCCUAAUUCAUCACCAGAGAAUCCAUACUGGAGAGAAACCGUACGAGUGUGACGCGUGUGGGAAAGCUUUCCGUGGGAGUUCUAAUCUUACUAAGCACCAGAAAAUACACGCCAAAGGAAAGUGUCAUCAUUGAUUUACGUGGCGAAGAUAUUCCAAAGGCCUUUUUUUUUUUGUAUCAGGAGUUAACACUAAGAGAAGGGCAUGGAAGAAGUUGAUGUUUUAAUUGAUACUUGGUCCUUUAGAAUAUUGAAGAAGUGAGAAGUCCGUGAAAAGUGCUCCAGAAUGACUAGUUAAAGCUCUGAAAUCACGUCGACUUCUGAGAAUGCGCUUUCACAACUCACAAGGAUGGAGGUUUGCAGACAGACUCUUCUGGGUGGAGAAUACUCUUCUGAGAUCAGCACUGAAGUGAUGCCAUACCCCACCCCAAACCAGCGCAACUGAAUCCUAAGCAGUAAGUGGUAUUCUGUGGAACAAAUCGUCUUACCCGAGGAGUCCAGCUUGUUUGCCCCUCGUGGGGCAGAGCCACCCUCCCACGCUGGACUCCCAGGCACAGCCACCGUGUGCAGUCUCUGUGUUGCAGUCAAGGAUGGCAGGGCUUGUAGGCAUCCUCGUGCUGCAGGCCACACCUCCACCUGGAGGCCUGGUAUUGGGGACCUUGCCCAAGCAACUCUGCCAAGACUCUCUCACUGGGGUAGAGGAAACUUGAGCACACUUUUCCCCACUCUAACUCUGUAUUCCGUACUUUUGCACUCCCGGCUCUCCCCCGCCCCCCUUCCUCCUGGCCCCCAGGAGUGCUCUCCUGGCAGUGAGACAGUCCCCACAGCAGUGCUGAUUCUCCUGCCCCUUGCCUCACGCUGUCAGAUGAGUAAGAAUGGAACACUGCAGGCGCCCGCACUUUCUCGUGUUGAGCGUCUCGUUAAUGCCGUAGCAGGGAUUCAAGGCUUAGCUGUUACUUGGUUUUUUUUUUAAUGUUUAUUUAUUAAUUUUGAGAGAGAGAGAACACAGGAGGGGCAGGGAG
Messenger RNA from Lynx canadensis (Canada lynx), 2210 nucleotides. Its product is annotated as zinc finger protein with KRAB and SCAN domains 8-like. The coding region runs from base 516 to 1325 and encodes 269 amino acids. Lineage: Eukaryota; Metazoa; Chordata; Mammalia; Carnivora; Felidae. The transcript has 5 exons. The record is from RefSeq and is a predicted model, not a curated record.